Molecule: messenger RNA, 3665 nt
Organism: Conger conger (European conger)
Lineage: Eukaryota; Metazoa; Chordata; Actinopteri; Anguilliformes; Congridae
Gene: map7d1a
Product: MAP7 domain containing 1a
Exons: 19
Coding region: 623-3034 (803 amino acids)
Biological process (GO): microtubule cytoskeleton organization
Cellular component (GO): microtubule cytoskeleton
Source: RefSeq, a predicted model, not a curated record
UAAAGGCGGAAACGUGUAACCUAAUAUAUUUUAUAGAACGCUUAUGCCAUUUAGAGCCGUUUUCAAUGGUGGGCAAAUGUGCCUGAGAAGUGUGGGUUAGACUGUGUUUACCCGUCGCGCUUGGUACGGUCCAGUUUGGAGGCCACGCAAACGAGCAGAGGCACAAUAGCUAUCCCAUCAGCUGUCGUGCUGGUGUGGCGUGAACCGUUCCUCUUCUCUCUUCUUUUUUUGGUUUUUACGAACUUUUCUUUUCUUGUCGCCGCAUCAUUGGGGGAAAGAAGAAGAAAGGGUGAUUUUUUUCCCCUGGCUCUUUUAUUUUACUUUACUCAUUACUUUAUUUUACGCUGCGUUUUUACAGUUGUAACAUUUUCGAUUCAUUUAACUUAAUUUUUGAGGGAUUUUUGCCCCCUUUUUUUCCCAAGACACCCGUUCAUCCCACCCGCCUCCCGUUUUCACUUCCAGCGUUUUCCGUUGGGAAAGCGGGAUAGCUCUGGGCGUGCUGGCGACUGACUAGCGAGUGACUAAAAAACCCAAGUUUUUUUUUCACCGCCGCUGCCGGAGGAAUGCUAGCUACGAUCGGAGAGGGAGAGCCGAGAAGCGCAUGAUUGAAUUCUAAAUAAAAAUGGAAUGCCAAAAUAUUGACACCGGUUUGGAGGAAACGCCACUGCCAGUUGAGAAAUCGGUCCUCUCUGCUCCAGACUCCAGUCCUAAGGACCAGGAUGGAGUGAAGGAUGGAGAGAGGGUGAAAGAUGGAGAGGGGGUGAAGGAUGGAGAGGAGGCGAAGACCCCGCUGAAAACAGACCCCCCCACCAAACCCGACCCGGCCCCCGCCCGGCCCGCAGAGACCCCCCCGAAACGGGACUCGCCCUCCACCCCCGGGCCAAGCAGCAGCCCCCGCCCCAAAAAAGAUGGAGUUAAAUCAGAAGAACGACAGAAACAGGCGAAAGAGCGCAGAGAGGAGAGGGCCAAAUACCUGGACGAGCGCUCGCAGCUGCAAGCGGCGAAGAAGACGCAGUGGCUGGAGAAGGAGGAGAAGGCGCGGAGGCUGCGGGAGAGGCAGCUGGAGGAGCGCAGGAGGCGCCUGGAGGACCAGCGGCUGAAGGCCGAGAAGCGGCGCUCCGCCCUGGAGGAGAGGCAGCGGCAGAAACUGGAGAAGAACAAGGAGCGAUACGAGGCGGCCAUCCAGCGGUCCACGAAGAAGACCUGGGCAGAGAUCCGCCAGCAGAGGUGGUCCUGGGCCGGGGGGCUGAGCCAGAACUCCAGCCAGCGCGAGAGCAGAUGCUCAGUGUCAGCGGUGAACCUGCCCAGACACGUGGACUCGGUUAUGAGCAAGAGGCUCUCCAAGUCCUCUGCCACGCUCUGGAACUCCCCGAACCGAACCCGCAGCCUGCAGCUGAGCCCGUGGGAGAGCAGCAUCGUGGACCGGCUGAUGACCCCCACGCUCUCCUUCCUCGCCCGGAGCCGCAGUGCAGCCAGCGUCAUGAGCAAGGACGCCCAAUCCCCUCUGUGCCCGCGUUCGGCCUCAGCGAGCCCCCUGACGCUGUGCCAGCACCCCCGCGCCCCCCACCGCUGCUCCGAGCGCUGGAAGGUCUCGGCCAGCACCCCCGACAUCACCCAGCGCCCGCGGAGACGGGACUCCACCCCGAUGGAGAAGAAGAAGAAAGAGAAGAAGGAUAAGGAGCGGGAGAACGAGAAGGAGAGGAGCGCGCUGACCAAGGAGAGGGUGCUGAAGAAGAGACAGUCCCUCCCCAGCAUGAAGCACAGAGCUGAGCCCAGCACCAGUCUUCUGCCCAAAAACCGGCCCGCCUCCCCCCACCCCCCCAAGGGCCGCCCCGCCUCCCCCCUCGUCCCCAAAGGCCGCCCCUCCUCCCCCAGUCCUGCCGCGUCCCCCAAACCCCCGCCCCCCCGCGGGACCCCCACCGCCCCGAAAACCCGGCCCAAGAGGGCCCAGACCCCCGCCCGGGUCGAGCCCAGGACCGCCUCUCCCGUCGCCACGGAGACCGCCCGAUUGUCACGCCGACCCGCCACUCCCGACGAGGCCAAGGGCUCUGCUGCCGUCCCCUCCAUUGUGGUGUCCACUGCCCCGGCCACGCCCCCUUCCCUCAGCACACCAAUCACGGCGGCGGCCUCCCCGGGCCCGGACGCCAGCCCCGCCCCCUCCGGCCGGCCCAUCGCCGGGACGACGGACCGAGAGGAGGCUGCGCGCAUCCUGGCUGAGAAACGCAGACAGGCCCGCGAGCAGAGAGAGAGGGAGGAGCAGGAGCGCAAAGAGCAGGAGGAGAGAGAGCGGGUUCUGCGGGAGGAGCGUAAGGUGUUGGAGGCGCAGGAGCGCAGGCUGAGGGAGGAGGAGGCGCGGCGCAUGCAGGAGGAGCAGAAGCAGCGGGACGAGGAGCAGCGGCUGCAGGAGGAGAAGGAGGCGCAGGAGAGAGCUCGCGCCGAGGAGGAGGAGAACCUGCGUCUGCAGAAACAGAGAGAGGAGGCGGAGGCGAAGGCCCGGGAGGAGGCGGAGCGCCAGCGCCUGGAGCGGGAGAAACACUUCCAGAAGGAGGAGCAGGAGCGCCUGGAGCGCAAGAAGCGUCUCGAGGAGAUCAUGAAGAGAACACGCAAGACGGACACGGGAGAGAAGAAAGAUGCCAAACCUCCAUCUGCCACCCAGGUGAACGGCAAGGAUGCCAAACUGGACACAGAGAGCAGCAAAGGCUCCGCAGAGUACCAGCCCAGCUCCGGGGCCACACUGUCCAAUAAGGAGACAGAGGAGGGCCAAUCACAGAGCAGUGACAAAGAGAGCGCUCCUGUUCCCGUCGUGAACGGGGUCCCGCCCCUGAAGCACGAGAACGGCCUGUCGGGCAAGGGGGAGGCGGCCGACUUCGAGGAGAUCAUCACGCUGUCCAAUCACAGCGGCAGCAACGGUGGGGGGCGGGAGAAGCCGGAGAGUGACGCGCCGGCCGAGCCAAUCCUGGCCUUCGAGGGCGGGGAGCCCUUCCUGAAGAAAGCAGGCCCCAUGAAGCCCCAGCAUGUCGCAGAAGUGCUGUGAAAGGGGACCUGUUCCUGAAAGACGAGCCUUACGCCACCUUGGGCGAUCGAGCGAGAGCGAGAGAGAGAGCGAGCGAGUGUGGCGGGGGCGUGGCUUAGGAGAGAGGAAGGGGAGGGGCCUCGGCCUCCAGGAUUCCGCACCACACAGCUUACACACAGAACUAUGACAUCAUCCCGACCGCUCUGUCCGUCAUACGUCAGAUGCCACGCCCACUUCUGUCCCCGCCCCAGCGGAGGGAAGCACCAAUCAGACGAGUCUAUGUAUCUCCACACCUCCCCCCCCCCCCCCCCCCGGCGCCAUGGCAACAUGGCACAGCAAGUGCAACGUUUCACCCCAAAUUUGCCACCUUAAAAGACUGACAGCAGCGUAACUCAUCGUAGACCAUCAGACCAGAAAAUGCACACACACACACACAGUAUUUGUCCAUUACAAGUACAAUUAUUGUUAUUAUUAUUAUUAUUAUUCUUCAGUUCGACAGGAAAAAAAAAAUGAAAAAAUGAAAAUGAAAGCGUGCUGGUUAUUUUUGUCUUUAAUGAUUUAGUUAUUUAACUUGAAGAGAAAUGUAACUACUGGGUACAGUGUAUGUGAAUAAUGUAAAUGAGCCUGUGGAAUAAAAGGUUUAAGAAAGGGA